CUUGCAGCAUGUUUCUGUGAAAUCAAAACAAAUAAAAACUCGAAAUACUUAAAUCAUUUAAAAUAUGGAAAUUAGAAACAACGAUCCCGGAGCCGUUCAAUAUGGCAACUUCUUCAACUAUUAUCAGUUCAGUUCCGCCACGGAGCGCGUGAAACUGUUACCGGAUGCGGACAUAUGGCUACCAGCCCUGGAGGAUGGAGAAUCCCAAAGGGAUAAACCCUAUUUCAUCCUGGAUGUGGGCUGCAAUUGCGGCGUGCUCACUCAACUCAUGCAUAAGUACCUUGAGGAACGUCUUCCCAGAUCUGUGAAAGUCCUGGGUGUGGAUAUAGACCCUCGGCUGAUUCAACGUGCCACCGAGGAGAAUGAAUCCCCGGAAGAUGUGAGCUACGCGUGCGUGGAUGUCCUCGAUGAUGAUGCCUUUGAAUCCGUGAAAACCUAUAUGGAGGUGAAUAAUCUCCAGAAGUUUGAUGCAAUUUGCUGCUAUUCCAUUACCAUGUGGAUUCACUUGAAUCACCAUGAUCAAGGCCUGCGAUUCUUUCUGCAGAAGCUCUCCAAUCUGGCAGAGCUCCUGGUGGUGGAACCACAACCCUGGAAAUGCUAUCAGAAAGCAGAGAGACGCCUGAAAAAAGCAGGAGAGAUAUUUCCUCUUUUCCUGGAACUCAAGUGGCGAUCUGAUGUGGAUCUUCAGAUACAAAAGUACCUGGAAGAGUCGCUAGACCGCAGAAAGAUAUUCGAAUCCCCACCAACUAAAUGGCAGCGAAAGAUCUGCUUCUACAGAUGAUAAUUCAGCAACUAAAUUGGACAACCUUUCAACUGGCUGAUAAGGAAAUAAAAUCUUUAAAGUUACAAACUGAAACUAGUCCACGUUGAGCUUUCUGAAG
Messenger RNA from Drosophila mauritiana, 881 nucleotides. RefSeq names its product probable RNA methyltransferase CG11342. Lineage: Eukaryota; Metazoa; Arthropoda; Insecta; Diptera; Drosophilidae. The transcript is spliced from 2 exons. Gene Ontology annotation, molecular function: O-methyltransferase activity; RNA methyltransferase activity. Gene Ontology annotation, cellular component: cytoplasm. Gene Ontology annotation, biological process: miRNA metabolic process; negative regulation of pre-miRNA processing. The record is from RefSeq and is a predicted model, not a curated record. Bases 65 to 781 code for a protein of 238 amino acids.